ACUGAUGUUUAAGUGAAGGUGCCGAGAUGGAAUUGUGCAAGGGAAGCGGAUAAUUGGUCCCCCUAUUGCCCUCCGUUAACAAGUUGCCACACUUGAGGACCAGGGGGAAAAGGCAGUCAGGGUACAGCUCCUUCCCGUGGGGACUCGAUUCCUGAGGUGCAGGAAGAGUUUCCAGUAGCUUUCAGGUGCAAUCCUUCUCCUUACCUAAGCAUCUCAGCUCUUGCCCUGGAAAGGUGGGUGUCAGUUACAAGGCAGAGUGGUUUGAAACUUGGGAAGGUUUCUGUGAUUUUGCCAUGAGGGGAGGUCCUGAGUGAAUUUAAAGAGAUAAGCGGGGUGCCUGACUGCUCCCAGGUAUGGUAGAGAAGGUUUAUUGUAGAUAAGAGGGAGCGCAUACACAGAAGCAUCUGGAAGGGUCCAGUCUGAACAUGACCUGCUAACUGAACUGGGCCAUGAGAGGAGAGAGGGGUUGUGGGGAGAGCUCAAGAGAGGGGAACUAAGAGCACAAGAGGCCAAAAGACUGACAGUCGUCAAAUAUAGGGAAGAACAGCUGAGGAAGGAGCAGCCCAGCCUAGUCCCUGGGCUAGGAAGUUUUAGGUAGGGGUGGGGUAUACCUGUUAGGAGGACUCUGUAACUUGCUGGGAGAAUCUGGUAGACACUGUCAGCUUUCAUAUGUCAAUAGGCACCUCUCUUAGCCUUUGCCCCAGGUUUAUGACCUCAUCGUGGGAAGUGGAAAUCUUAAACCUGAGGUCCUCAUGGUUUAAGUAGCACGAUGAUUGCCUUAGCUCAGCCCUUGAUGUAAGUUUGAGGUAUGGUCUCAGUGUUUGCCCAUCUGACCGGCACCUAGGUCAUGAUGCAGCCGACCAGGGGACCAGGCUCAGAGAACCACUUCUCUAAUCCAGUUAGGAUUAUAAAAGUUCAGGAAUGUGCAUCUGAUCUAAAGUUACAAAGUUGUGGCAAAAAACCUUUAAAUGUAUUGUAAAAUGGAAAAAUUACUACAGCUUCAUGUUAGCUGAUCCAGGCUGCCGCUACAGAACACCCUAGAGCAAGUAACUUAUAAAUAGUCAUGUCUGCCUGUCAGUUCUGGAGGCUGGAGAGGCAGGUGGCAGAUUGCUGUCUGGUGAGGGCCCUUAGAUGGGGUGAGGGCUCCCUGCAGGCUUCUUUUAUAAAGGUUCAUUCUCAGUUGCUGGGGUUUCUCCCAUUACUCAGUCAGCCCUAAAGACCCCAGCUUUCCAUCCCAACAUUUUGGGGAUUAGAUGCCAGCGGAUGAUUUUUGGAGUGACACAUUCAGGCCACAGCUUGUUGAAGACAUUUGAACAGCACCAAAGUGAAUGGAGUGAAACCUGGUUGUCUUUGGCUCUCCCAAUCUAACACUCUCUUAGUACUACUCUCUGUAAUUUGUUUUCCUUCCAAAUACUGUUAUAAACAUACAUGUUUGUGUCCCUGAAGCAUCCAUGUGUUUUACAUUUUCAUUCAGUGGUAGAUUGUUGACAUGUAGUUCUCCCCAGCAACUUCUCCCCAGAUUGAUUCAGAGUAAGGUGGAAUUUAAACGUGAGGUGGAGGUUGAAGAAAUAGUCUGCUGGAGUGCCCUGGCCUUUCAGUCGGUCCUCCCUGGGUCCAGGCUGGCACACCUGCAUGCUCUCCGCCGGCCCUGUAAUGGAGAAAGACUUCCUGCUAUGCUGGGGUGGCAGCAUCUCAGAGUGGCUUGGCUCUCUGGCUCUCAGAGCAGACAGGACUCCCAGUUCAUAGGAGUAUGAGACGGGAACAGACCGCGGCAGGUAUGUUGAGGUUGGCUGCAAGCAGUCCGUUCUUAAUUGCUGCUUAUGUCAAGUUCAUGGGUAUGUCAUAUGUUCUUCAGGCUUCUGAUGUGCUUGUGUAUGCUUGAGCCUAACUUUCAGCUAUUUUCAGUAAUACGGGAAUGAAAUUUCCAAAGUAAUUUCCAAGGGUCAAGUUGAUAUUUAAGGAGAAAACGACAGUUCUCUGCUUGGAACUGCCAGUGGUUGGGAAGGUUUUUUGUUUUUUGUUUUUUUUUUAAAAACAAACAAAAAACCAAAAAACAAAAAAAACUUAAAGGAGUUGGUGUAGUUUUAGUUUUGUUUUUUCAAUUUUUUAUUGGAUAGUUUAUAUAUUUACAUUUCAAAUGCUAUCCCCUUUCCCAGUUUCCCCCUUUCCCAUCUCCCUCCCCUGUAGUUUUAGUUUUUAAAAUAAGAUUUUGUAUUAUUAAGACUCUUAAGAUUAUCUUAGCUAUGGUAACAACACCUCUUAUUUCUGACUUGUGAAUAUUUUAUAGUUAAUUUUGGAGUUUAGAUUUAAAUGAGUAAUUGUUACUAUAGUAAUUUCAUAUCUAAGUGUUAAACUUGAAAAUGGCACUAUGAUAACUAAGUUUCAGUUAAGGACAGUAAUGGAGGAAAGGGUUUUGGCCCUGGGCCCUGUUUACCUUUUGGUCCACUGCUGCCACAGUGCCUAGAUGUGCUGAUUACUGCUCAUGAUGUAUGUGUGCUUGUUUGUGUGCUCAUGGGGUGUGUGUGUGUGUGUGUGUGUGUGUGUGUGUGUGUGUGUAUGCAUGCGUGUCUGUAUGGUAUAUAUAUGUGUGUAUAUAUAUGUAUGUAUGGUAUAUAUGUAAUAUGCAUGUGUAUGUAUGUGUGUAUGGUGUGUGUAUAUGUAUGUGUGUGUAUGGUAUAUAUGUGUGUAUAUAUGAUAUAUGUAUGGUAUAUAUGUAAUAUGUGUGUGUAUGUGUAUGGUGUGAGUGUGUGUGUGGUGUAUAUAUCUGUGUGUGUGUACUGAUGUAUACGUGUGUGCAGGUAUACUAUGUGGGUGAUGGUGUAGGGGCCAGAAGUUGAUGUCUUAAGAUGUCUUCACUUGCUUCUCCACCCUAUUUUUUAAAACAGUCUCACUGAGCCUUGAGCUCUCUGGUUUUGGCUAAACUUGGUUGGCCAACAAGCACCCAGAUCUGCCUGUCUUUGUCUAUACCUCUGGGGCCUUGGUUACAGGCACAAGCCACCAUACUUAUCUUUGUAUGUGGGUGUUGGGGAUCUAAACUCAUGUCCUUAUAUUUGUAUCCAUGGAACCAUCUCCCUGGACCAAGGCUUGUUUUCCAGUCUUUCCCCACUGUCGCACACCUGGCUAUGGUAUCUGUUGUGUUUCCUACUUGGCAGUGUGCACUGUAAAAGUGAGGCAGUGAGCGUGAGGCUUGGAGAUAUGAGCGAGAGUUUUCCUGGGACUGUGUGGGCCCAGUGGGAGUGUGGGCACUAAGCAUUGUGUACAGGAGAGCCAAGGCCACUUCAGAAUGGGAGCAUCUCAUGUGCUGCCUGUGCUCCUGAUCUUCCAUGGGGCAGAGGGAGAUGAGUGAGAGGAGAAGCAGCUCAGAAACAGAGAAACGAUGAACAAAAGAAAAACAGAGGCAGAAAAAUGUCAGGACAAUGAUUGUCCAUGCCAGAGUGCCUGUUACUUAGAGAUAAAGGGAAUUUCUUUUGUCUUCAGUAGUAGGAAAUUUUUGUCCACUCAGUGGAUUGGGCUUUGUGGUCAGCAGUAGAACAUUUGCCUGGCUUUCGUGAAGUCUGAACUCCAUGCUGAAGGAGAAGCUCUGUGUCUCUGUGCCCCUAAAGCUGCGGCUUUGCAUCCCCUCCACCUGAACUGCCGCUGGCUUGUAGGCUCUUUGUGAAGUAAACAGACUCGGGAGCUCUUGCUUGUGCUAGCUACUUUCUGAUUCUUUUUCUGUAAAGUAUAGUUAAAUGGAGGUAAAGUAUGUAUCUAAGCUUUGAAGCCUAAAUUUACUGAUAGAAAUACAUACGAAUCUAUAGAUUUAAACAUUUUUUAAUUGUAAAAAGACUUAUCUCAAUUGUUCUAAGAAGCAUACACUCUACCUGCCAGUAAACAUGAAGUAGACAUGGAGUCAGCCUGGAAGAUUGGUGCGUUGUCUCUCUCUCUCUCUCUCUCUCUCUCUGUCUCUCUCUCUCUGUCUCUCUGUCUCUGUCUGUCUCUCUGUCUCUGUCUGUCUCUGUCUCUGUCACUCUCUGUCUCUCUGUCUCUGUCUCUGUCUCUCUCUCUGUCUCUGUCUCUGUAUAUCUCUGUCUCUGUCUGUCUGUCUGUCUCUCUCUGUCUCUCUGUCUCUCUCUGUCUCUGUCUCUCUCUCUCUGUCUCUGUCUGUCUUUCUCUGUCUCUGUCUGUCUGUCUGUCUCUGUCUGUCUCUCUCUGUCUCUGUCUCUCUGUGUCUCUCUCUCUCUCUCUCUCUCUCUGCUCAAGGGUUUCAGUGUCUGGAAAUGCUCCAGUUUUAAGCGACUCCGUUUAUACAUGUUGUAUGAACACAUUUGCUCAGUGAAUACUUAAUUGUCUAUGGAACUCAGUAAAGUGUAUUUCACUAUUAUAAAUUACAUUUGCGGUAUAUAUUACCAGUGAACCAACAGGAAACCCAAACAAAGACAUGCUUUUUCCCCCUUUUUCCUGUAUUUUUGUUGUUGUGUAGAGACCAUGUUUUAAUCUUUAACUCCAAUUGGCCUUGGGCUCUCUCUGGUAGCCCAUGUUGAACUUGCAUCCUUUCUACCUCAGCCCCCUGAGUGGUGACCUCAGGCCGAGACAGUAGACAGUGGCCACUCUCUGUCCACAGUGCACUUUAGAAAGUCCUGGUGCUUGUGAUUUGGCAACGGGAGGAGCAGAGGAGAGAGCAGGCAGGUGUUGGGCAGAACUUGUGUGUGUGCUGCUGACCCGGGGUCUUGAUGGUAAAUUGUAAACAUGCAAAGCAUAGCUUUCUUUGUAGCCUGGAAAAUUCUCUGAGUCAGUGUCUCCCCCAUCCAUCUUGUGAGGCAGCUGCUGGGCAGGGGCAGGGGCAGGGGCAGAGCGAUUGAAUAGUGGUCAUCAGAGAGCAGUCAUGGCGUAUUUGGGGGAAAUGGCCAGUUAACAGUGACUCUCUUAUGUGAAUACUUAGAGCAGAAAGAUCUAAAAGAAAGUCUUGUCUCCUAGCUAUGAGAUCAAAGUUUUGGAUACAGUAAGGUACCAAACUGGAGGAGAUGUAAGCAAGGUCUACACAGAUAUGAGAAAAAAAUGGUUCGUGAGAUGUGGAGAAGAAAGCCUCAGAGUGGUGGUUUGAAUAAGUAUGAGCCCCAUAGACUCCCGCGGGUAAAUGUUUGCCCAUAGGGAGUGGCACUCUUAGGAGGUGUGGCCUUGGAGGAAGUGUGUCACUGGGGCGUGGGCUUUGAGGUCCUUUGCUCAAGCUGUGCUUAGUGUGGCACCCAGUCUCCUGCUGCCUGCGGAUCAAGAUGUAGACCUCUCAGCUCCUUCUCCAGCACUAUGUCUGCCUGCACGCUGCCGUGCUUCCACCAUGAUAAUGGACUGAACUUCCGGAACUGAAGCCUGCGGUCUUGCAGUUCUUCGGACUGCUUUAGCAAAGUGAUGCCGCCCAGGAAAAAGAGAAGACCUGCCUCUGGAGACGACUUAUCUGCCAAAAAAAGCAGGCAUGACAGCAUGUAUAGGAAAUACGAGUCAACUAGAAUAAAGACUGAAGAAGAGGCCUUCUCCAGUAAGCGGUGCCUGGAGUGGUUUUAUGAAUAUGCAGGAACUGAGGAUGCGGUGGGUCCUGAAGGCAUGGAGAAGUUCUGUGAAGACAUUGGUGUUGAGCCAGAGAACGUGGUUAUGCUUGUCCUAGCUUGGAAAUUGGAUGCACAAAACAUGGGCUAUUUUACUCUGCAGGAAUGGCUGAAAGGAAUGACUUCCCUACAAUGUGAUACAACAGAAAAACUCAGAACUACUUUGGAUUACUUAAGAUCAUUAUUAAACGAUACAACAAACUUUAAGCUCAUUUACAGAUACGCGUUUGACUUUGCACGGGAAAAGGACCAGCGCAGCCUAGACAUAAACACUGCCAAGUGCAUGUUGGGACUGUUAUUAGGAAAAAUCUGGCCCCUUUUUCCAGUUUUUCACCAAUUCUUAGAGCAAUCGAAAUAUAAAGUGAUAAACAAAGACCAGUGGUGCAAUGUGCUGGAGUUCAGCAGGACAAUAAGUCUCGACCUCAGCAACUACGAUGAAGACGGAGCAUGGCCAGUUUUGUUGGACGAAUUUGUGGAAUGGUAUAAAGACAAGCAGAUGUCCUAGGACCUUAUGCAUAGCAGCGCGAGAGUCACUGUUACCACGGUCAUGUCACCCAUUAGCCAUAAACUGCUGUUUGUAUCGAAGCGCAUGCUGCUUUUCUUGCACUGUCUGCCUCUCGCAGGGGUGUUUGGUGUUUGCUAUUGGAUGGGCCGCUCUGCUUGAUGUGUAGCAUUGUUCUCUUGGAGGCUGCUCUGCAGUCCAUUUUCACACUACAGAUUGGUGAAUUGCCAACGUCCUCACUGUGAUUAUGUGUAUAUUGCUGUUUAAAUUUGUAUAUGUGUAUAAAAUGAAAAGCUUCACCUAGAGAUUAUUUCUGCAAAAAUGUAUUGUAAAAAUAAUUUUGUGGCAUAUUUUUAGUCCCCCCCUUUUUUUUUCAAAUGAACCAGUUAUACUUUAUUUGGUCUCAAAUGUAGCAUUUCAGAAAACAUUACAACUGUCCCCAUAAGCAAGUAUUGCCAGAAUCAACCUCACUGCUUAAGAGGCCAACUUCUGGAAGAAGUAGGAGCCGUGACUUUCUGUGGCAUAAGCUAAAUAUGACUUGGUUCCCUUGGCAACUUUGAUAUUUUAAAGUGACAAAAGUUAUAAUUUAUUUGAGCGCACAGACAUAUGACAUGCUACAAAGCAUUUCUAACACAAAAAGUACAGGUUUAUGGGGGUUUUUCCUUCCUCCUCCUCUUCCUCCUCCUUAAGUUGCUCCUCAUUUAAAUUGAAAAUUAAGUUUCCAUCAAUCUUUCACUGUUUCCCGCUUUGUGUUCCUCUAGCAGUGUUUGGUCAGCUGAAGCUCUCUGUGCCACUGUGAGUAAAAUGUCCCAUGAGCCUCCUGGUUUGCUGGCGGCAUAAGCACUUUGAACUAUGGCUUGAGACUUUAGUUCUUCUUGUAUGGCGUCUGUAGCCCACGAGGGUUUUGGAGUUUUUUGGUUUGUUUGUUGUUGUUGUUGUUGUUGUUGUUUUAAACCACAAGUGAGAAGUGUUUGUUUUCUGUCUGUUUCUUCUGUGCUGGGCUUUUCCUGGCAACACGUCCAUUGCAGGCAGUGGACUUGAAACCACCAGCAUUGAGCUAACCCUGUUCAUAUUGGGACCUUUCUCAGAGGGGCCACUUGUCAUUCCCGGAGUCACAUGUACAGAGGGUGGUAGCCAUUAUGUGGAUGAGAAACCAGAGCCAACACAGUGGUAGUUGUGCAUUUGUACCUUACGUCUUAUUUUUAGGGUUUGUACUUGCUCGCCUUGCCCCUCUUGCAGAAGCUUACAGUUACAAGUUUUUCCAACUAUUUGGUGCUAUGACUCACUCAGUCCCUGAAGUUUGUGAACACGUCUGAGAUUUAACCCAGUAAAGAGCCAUGGCUUGUUUGCUGGGUAAACGGUGUAGUGGGAUAAGAUCCGUGCCUGCCCAGGCUGCUGAUGACUGGAGGAUAUUGGGAUUAUCUGCCAAAAAGAAAAAAAAAUGUCCUCUACAUUAAAUGUGAACCUUUAAAUGGCAUUAAAUGAUCAGAGCACACAGACAAUGCUACCCCGACCACCGUCCUAUAGUUCCUUUUCAGAGUGUUGCUAUUUUCAUAUUUCUUUCCCUGAUUGAACCACCAAAGACAGAAAUGUUUAUGUAUGUACCGUGUGCGUGCAUAUGCAAAAUCAUGGUGUGAUAGAAUGUUUAUGUAUAUACCGUGUGCGUGCAUAUGCAGAAUCAUGGUGUGGUAGAAGGCAAAUACUUGCCUUUUCCCACCAAAUAAUGCGAUUUGGUUUGCUGUGAAAAAUAAAUCAGAAGUUUGAAAAACCAACAAAACAAGCCAACGUUUCUUCAGCAUAGUUAAUCAUCCUUUGUCCGCAGUCUCACAGAUUUGUAUCUGAACACAAUGUAGACUUCUUGGAAAACCACAGCUGUUGAGACUGCUCUGUGAAAGGCAUUCCAGUGCAUAUGGGUGUGUGACAGUGGGGACUGCUAAAGACAGGCACGGCUCUGUGGAGAAGGGUUCCUUGUCGGGUGUCCCAAGGUUACAGAAUCAUUCUCUCAGGGCGCUGUUCUGGAGGUAGAUCAACUGUUGAUCGCCUCAUUGCAAGGAUGGACCGUAGAUGGGAUUGUUUUAAACGCUGUGUGGGAAUGGAGAGAAUGUUUUAAACACUAAGCACAGUGGAUCUGUGAAUAAAGGGUUGUUACCAGGGUGAGAAAUUCCAUUUCAUCUACAGUGAGCAUUUUGGUAAUAGUGACUCAAGUAAGAACCACCAUGAUGUAUACGGUAUGGAAGUUCGAAUUCUGGAGGGGAUAACCAAUAUUUAGAACUCCAGAUAAUGUCUGGACUGCCUGAAGAAACAAACCACUGUGACGUGGCUUGCCUUUGGAUUUCUCGAUUUUACAGAGCUAUUUUUAAGGGAGUCAGACACAGUAAUAAGACACCUUUUCUUGAAGAAUCGCCAAGUUACGCAAGUUGAACGAUCACCAAGAGCACUUAUGGCCAGCGUAGGAAGAAGCCAGGGCGCCUUCGGUUCUCCAGUACCUGAGCUCCAGCCACCCUUCCUCCCUUCACCUGUGUUUCAGGGCGCUGCGACUCGUCUUGUUGGGGUACGCGACUUGUAGACAUUUCCACUGCACUAGGUAGAAGUUACGUGGCAAGAUUUGCUGGAUACCCAUUGUAGCCUUAGGUGCGCCUCUUUUGAAGCCUGAACUCUUGAGUUCAGUAUUGAUAUCUGAUUAGACAAACCUCUAGAUUCUGGUUUAACAGAUUUCUGUUGCCUCUAAGUCUCCAUCCUAACCAUACUUUUGAAGUUUAUACAGAAAGCUUUAAGAGUUUAGUUUGUGUCCUUGGUUUUUAUUUUUACAACUGCUAAAAUACCUCUGUAAGCCUUAUCCUUUAUUCUUUCAUAGUUGUAUAAAAUUGUAUAGAAUUCAUUGACCAACUGAAAUGUUGGGUAUCUGUAAAUGAGACCAAAAUGUGGUUGCUUUUUUCCAUAAACUGAUUUCCAUUGGGCGCUGCUGUGAUGUGAGCAGCAGCCAGCCUGUGACUGUGAAUGCCUCGUGUCGUCAGUAUUUGCAUUACAUUCAUACAAGUGUGCAAGUCCUGUGACUCCCAGCUUAACUAAAAUACUGUCAUGCCAUUUAAUGAGCACAGAAAACUGGUUUAGGUUUUAAUGGAGUUGAUGUAAAAUGAUAGCCCAUAAAUAAACAGAUAUUUGUGUUUGGUUUCCGAA
Messenger RNA from Rattus norvegicus (Norway rat), 9255 nucleotides. RefSeq names its product defective in cullin neddylation 1 domain containing 4 (gene Dcun1d4). Gene Ontology annotation, cellular component: nucleus. The record is from RefSeq and is a predicted model, not a curated record. NCBI's taxonomy places the organism in Eukaryota, Metazoa, Chordata, Mammalia, Rodentia, Muridae.